GGAGGUGCGCGCAGGCGCGGAAGUCAGGGAGAGCGCCGAGCGGCCGAUCGUGAGCCCCGCCCCGGCGCCAUCUCCGGGACCUGCGGAUCCUCCUCAGGUCUCUGCCUGAGUCUACAGGAUGUUUCACGGGAUCCCAGCCACUACAGGCAUGGGAGCCCCUGGAAACAAGCCGGAGCUGUAUGAGGAAGUAAAGCUGUACAAGAAUGCCCGGGAGAGGGAGAAGUAUGACAACAUGGCGGAGCUGUUUGCAGUUGUGAAGACCAUGCAGGCCCUGGAAAAGGCAUACAUCAAGGACUGCGUCACCCCCAACGAGUACACCGCAGCCUGCUCCCGCCUCCUGGUUCAAUACAAAGCCGCCUUCCGGCAGGUUCAAGGCUCAGAAAUCAGCUCCAUCGAUGAAUUCUGCCGCAAGUUCCGCCUGGACUGCCCGCUGGCCAUGGAGAGGAUCAAGGAGGACCGGCCCAUCACCAUCAAGGAUGACAAGGGCAACCUCAACCGCUGCAUCGCCGACGUCGUCUCGGUGCGCCCGCCUCCCUCACGCAUGUACACAGGGUCCUGGGGCUUUCCGUGCUGCACAGCAAUCCGCUCGCUGGGCGGGGGGCCCGGUAGCGGGGCGGGGUCCCAUGGAGCGUCCUGUUUGCAGAUCCAGCCUGACCUGCGGGAGCUGAUGGAGACUAUGCAUCGCAUGAGCCACCUGCCUCCCGACUUUGAGGGCCGCCAGACUGUCAGCCAGUGGUUGCAGACCCUGAGCGGCAUGUCCGCCUCCGACGAGCUAGACGACUCCCAAGUCCGCCAGAUGCUCUUCGACCUGGAGUCGGCCUACAACGCCUUCAACCGCUUCCUGCACGCCUGAGUCCCACAGCCUCCCUGCCCCAGGGGUGCAGAGCAGGGGCGCUCAGGCCGGCCCAGUGCAGGGCUGCAGCUUCCCAGGAUGGUUCCUGCUUUCUUGGACCCACUGGACUUUCCACAGCAGCCCAGUCUGUGUUUCUGUCCAUCGUGGUGUCUCCACCUGGAGCCCCUCCACACAAUAAAGAUGCUUUCUGACUUUCC
Messenger RNA from Hipposideros armiger (great roundleaf bat), 1050 nucleotides. It is a transcript of the gene VPS28, whose product is annotated as VPS28 subunit of ESCRT-I. The coding region runs from base 119 to 853 and encodes 244 amino acids. Gene Ontology annotation, cellular component: ESCRT I complex. Lineage: Eukaryota; Metazoa; Chordata; Mammalia; Chiroptera; Hipposideridae. The transcript has 9 exons. Gene Ontology annotation, biological process: protein transport to vacuole involved in ubiquitin-dependent protein catabolic process via the multivesicular body sorting pathway. The record is from RefSeq and is a predicted model, not a curated record. Gene Ontology annotation, molecular function: protein-containing complex binding.